AUGAGAACAUAUUCAGAGGAAGCAAAAAGCCGUAUUGGCGAAAUGAACACAAUACGCGCGUAUUAUGACGUUACUGCGUUAUUUGAAAUGGGUUAUGUAGUGUCCGAGCUUCUUGAACGAUAUCGGAAAAUGGUACUACAAAUAAAAGGUCCCUACGAAGAGCGCGAGAACUCUCCCGGAGUAGCAUUUGCAACGAAACGCUGCGAGUACGUGCAGAAGUUGUUCUUCGAGAUAUUUCAGUUGUGCAAUAUGGUGCAUGAGAUAGAGAAGAAGUGGUCGGAAUCGUUAAUUCGCGAAAGGAAACGAAUAACAGGCGAAGACGGCGAAGGGAUAGACGGAGAGGAGAGACGUAAAAGAAUCGAGGCAGCCAUUGCAAAUUCCCGAGCGGCUCGAUUAAAGGAGAUCAAAAAGAGAAGAAAAUGGCGCAAGCAAAAGGAUAAGUUUGGUUUAAUCGCGAACGUUCAAGGGAAUAAAGACAGACGCCCAAAGAAUAAAUGGUGGCCAUUAGAUUAUGGCUGGGAGAUAGAUUAUUAUUGGUAA
Messenger RNA from Pieris macdunnoughi, 540 nucleotides. NCBI's taxonomy places the organism in Eukaryota, Metazoa, Arthropoda, Insecta, Lepidoptera, Pieridae. The record is from the annotation of a GenBank genome assembly.